GACCCACACGAGUCAAGCACAAAAUGAUGCUCCGCGAUGUGCGGUGUCACCUCACCGGACAAAAAUGCGAGCCGCUACGAUCCGCUAGCACAAUCGGUGCCAUGAUCAGCGGGGCAGUGUCACGAAACCAGGUAGGGCGCUCCUGCGCGCGCUGCAGCUCACGCUAUGACUUUUCCGAAUUAUUCAUUCUGUAGACCGAAAUGGGGAGGACGGGUUUCAGUGCAUUGUUCAGGCACGUCCACGAUCUCCUUUGCUCGCCCGGCCAUCGUUCAGAAUGUUACCCCAGAGACUACAUAUCUCGCUGAGACAGCAGCCCAUACCUUCGCUCGGGAUUGUCCUAGCUGCAUUCCUGCUGGUUUUCGAGGUUCCUCUCGUCGUGAUUGGCGUCCUAAGAGGACAUGGCUGGAGCGCAGACGCGCCGAGUGCGCUUAGCCACCCAUCUAAGAGACCUUUCAGCUUCGCUCCAGCAUUCGACGGUCCGGUGGGAAUGCACAUAGACUUCACAACACAUUACCGGUUCGACACAGCCGAAGGCGCAGCGGAGUUCGCAGCGCUCCUGCCCUCCAGCGGACAUCUCGUGUACCUCGACGAGCCAACGGGCUCGCCGACGACCUCCGCCGGCCCAAAGGCGUACACGGUUACUCUGUUCCACCAGAUGAAAUGCCUGGACGUCGUUCGGGCGCAGUACGCUGAUCCGUCGGACGCGCGUCUCCCGCUCACCAACCAUUGCCUCAAUUAUCUGCGUCAGACCGUCCUCUGUCGGCCGAAUAUCAAGGUGGAACCAGCAGUCAACUCGGAGGGAACAGCAGUGAGGGGGUACGAUGCAGUGUGUAGGGAUUGGACGAGGGUAUACGAGGAGGCGGAAAGGAACGUAGGAGCGUACCGUGCCUGGGUUAACGCGACUGCAACCGAGGUAUGAAAUAUCGUCUUGUGUAGCAACCCAAGAGGGUGUUGUUUCGCUCGCAAGUGGCGUGCAGGCUCGCUUUCGCAAGCAAAACCGACCGGCCCCAUCCUGAGGACCUGAGCUGGUCUGUUGCCGUCUGGUAGUGGCUAGCAGUCAGUGAACGUCGAGAAUGCAAAUUAAGCUUCACUGCAC
Rhodofomes roseus is the source of this 1096-nucleotide messenger RNA. RefSeq lists its product as uncharacterized. The transcript is spliced from 2 exons. The record is from RefSeq and is a predicted model, not a curated record. NCBI's taxonomy places the organism in Eukaryota, Fungi, Basidiomycota, Agaricomycetes, Polyporales, Fomitopsidaceae. The coding region runs from base 275 to 919 and encodes 214 amino acids. Gene Ontology annotation, biological process: mycotoxin biosynthetic process.